Molecule: messenger RNA, 3193 nt
Organism: Oryza sativa Japonica Group (Japanese rice)
Lineage: Eukaryota; Viridiplantae; Streptophyta; Magnoliopsida; Poales; Poaceae
Product: putative disease resistance protein RGA3
Biological process (GO): defense response to other organism
Molecular function (GO): ADP binding; ATP hydrolysis activity
Source: RefSeq, a predicted model, not a curated record
UGAGUAUCACCGUCUUGAAAGGCAGAUCUCAUCUCAGCCUGAUGACAAUUUGGAGUCAAACGGCAGGCCUCCUCGUAGGAGGAAUUUGGUGUAGAUGCUCCAGUCUGCCCUACCGAAGAGCGUCCGCAUAAAAAACCAGCCUUCAGAUGCUCCUCCUCCUAAUAUGUCAAAAUUGGAGUUGAAGAAAAUCCUAAAGAAGAUAGAAAAUAUUAUCAACGAUGGACACAAAAUUUUGCAGCUUCUGAAUUUGCCAGGCCACAGUAAUAUCAACAAGAGACAAACUGUUUCUGACGAUUCACGUAUUGCAGUCACUACUGCAUCUCCUCCAUUUGUAGUAAUUGGCCGAGAUGAAGAUCGUGAUAAGAUCUUAGUAUUGCUUCAUGAGACAGAAAAUGAUGGUCAACAUGAACCCAGUCGUGCAUUAUCCCAUUCCAUCAUUGGCAUCCAUGGCAUUCCUGGGUCCGGGAAAUCUACCCUUGCACAGUAUGUUUGUGCCCAUGAGAAAAGGGGCAGGCAAGAGAAAGAGGCUGGCCAUUUCGACCUUAUCAUGUGGGUUCAUGUUUCUAGGAAUUUUAAUGUGGAUAAGAUUUUCAGUAAGAUGCUUGAAGAGGCUACAGGGAACUCUUGCCCUCAGUUCAAUAGUCUUAACACCCUAGAGCAGAAGCUGGAACAGGCAUUGAGUCGAAAACGGUUCCUUUUGGUACUAGAUGAUGUAUGGUACAACAAGGAUGACAGUCAGGAGGAGCUACAAAAGAUUCUUUUUCCACUUAAGGUUGGGGCUUUAGGAAGUAAGAUCCUACUAACUAGUCGAACUAGAGAUGCAUUAUUAGCUUUGGGUGCUGCAAAAUGUAUUCCGAUAUCUGAAUUGGAUGACACUGUGUUCCUUGAACUUUUCAUGCACUAUGCUCUCGACAGUGCAGGCAUAGAUGAACGCGAUCGGAUGAUAUUCAGAGCUAUAGGAUCUGACAUUGCAAAAAAGCUGAAGAGAUCACCUCUGGCAGCCAGAACAGUUGGAGGGCAACUACACAUGAGACCAACAAUUGACUUUUGGCAAGAUGCUCGAAAUCAGAACCUCUUGAAUGAGACAAUGGGAGCUCUAUGGUGGAGCUACCAGCACCUUGAUCAGCAGGUAAGACGGUGCUUUGCUUACUGCAGUAUUUUCCCCAGAAGACAUCGGCUGGAACGCCAUGAGUUAAUUAACUUGUGGGUGGCAGAAGGGUUUAUAACGACUACUGAAGUAGGAUUAGAAAUGGAGGCUGUUGGUAGAAAGUACUUUGAGGAAUUGGUAUCAGCCUCAUUUCUGCAACUAGGAGAAAAACAAGCAGAAAGGUUUGGUGCCUCCGAAUACUUCACGGUUCAUGAUCUGCUUCACGAUUUAGCAGAGAAGGUUGCUAGAAAUGAUUGCUUCAAAGUUGAGAAUGGCUGGACAGGAGAUCUUCCUGGAGAUGUUCGCCACCUUUAUAUCGAGAGUUAUAAUAAAACGAUGAUUACUGAAAAGGUUUUGAAAAUGGGAAAUUUACGCACUCUGAUUAUUUAUAGUGGCAAUACAGAAAUACCAACUGAAGAAAAGAUAUUUGAAAGAAUGUUCAUGAGGCUGAGGAAGUUGCGGGUACUGAGCGUUAAAAUCAUCACAGGAUCGCAUGUGUUCUCAUUCCCAGAAUCUAUUGGUCAACUGAGGCAUCUACGCCAUCUUUGUUUUCGGACAACCUUGAUCAGACAAGUUUUACCAAACACAAUUGCCAAGCUUCGCUAUAUGCAUGUGCUAGAUUUUGGUGUAUGUGGAGAUUUAGUGUUUCCCUCUGGCGAAGACAUGAGUAAUCUCAUCAACUUGCAGCAUAUAAUCGCCACGGCUGAUCUGAAUUGUCCAAACAUCGGCAUGCUAACGUCACUGCAAACAUUACCAUUGUUCCCAGUAAAGAAGGAACCAGGGUAUGAAUUACAGCAGCUGAGACACCUAAACAAGCUUCGUGGCAAGCUACAUAUCCACGGUCUUGGAAACGUUGGGAGCAAGGAGGAAGCUCUUGAAGCCAAAUUAGAUGGCAAGGAACGCCUGAAAGAACUGGUACUUGUCUGGGAUGAUGAGAGCUGCAGUCCAGAGGUUGAGGCAGAGGUGCUUGAGGGCCUUUGCCCACCAUUGGAGCUUGAAAGACUAGAAAUAACAGAUUAUCACGGUUCAAGCUACCCAGAUUGGAUGAUCGGAGGUCACAAAGGCCCAAAGUACCUGCGCGAACUUGAGCUCAGUGGAUGCAGCCGACUGGGACCUGCCCCUGAACUCUUUGAGUUUUUCAUUCAUCUCCGUUCACUCUGGCUUUGGAAAAGCAGCUGGAACUUCUUGCCAGAUAAUCUGGAGCAACUCAUGUCACUCCAUGAACUGAAGAUGUAUUUUUGCUUGAACAUUCAGUCGCUUCCAAAGCUGCCCCGAUCUCUUGAGGAGUUUGGAUUGGGGGCCUGCGAUGACGAGUUCAUGAGGUCUUGCAAAACAAUUGGGCAUCCAAACUGGCACAAGAUCCAGCAUAUUCCUAGAGUAACAAUUGCUUUGGAAUCUACUCAUUCUCCCCAUGGUAGCAGCAGCAGCAGCAGCAUUCCCGUUUUGUAUUUGAGUGGCUAAGCUCUUGAUUGUUUCUUUCUCACUUUGUAUUGGAUAUUUUUGCUGACCUAUAGAAAAAGUUGGAGGCCUUCUCAAGUAUGAAAACACAAAGAACAAGAAGCGUGUGGGUUGAUUUGUUUUGAACUGAACUUUGAAAAAAACGCUGGACACUGGGGAAGGACCCAAUGUCGAAUUUAUUAAGAAAGAGGGUGAGCGCGUCCGGCCGGAGUCGAACGCGGGUCGCGGAGAGCACAACGGCUGCACCAUGCCAUCUGCGCUACGCGCAGUCUCAUGAUGGAUUGAUGGAUUGAUGGUGAUGAUAUGCUUGUGCACCACUGCACUGUGAUGAGUAAACACCAACAGUAUUUUAUCCUUUGUGAAUCGGACAUAUGAUGGGAAUGGAGUCUUUUAGGAAGUGAUGAAGGGACAAUUGUACUCAGUGUUACCGUGUUAGGUCCUCUCCUCUCACCACGAUGUUAGGGACAGUUAUAUACGCUUUAUAUAUAUGGUUAAACUGGAGGACGUAUGGUAUAUUUCACUGCUGUUUUGGAGUUUUAAUUCUCCUCCUUUCAGUAUUCUUUGUAUCAACCAGUUAGUUUCUUUGCA